Diaporthe amygdali is the source of this 1494-nucleotide messenger RNA. RefSeq lists its product as uncharacterized. Lineage: Eukaryota; Fungi; Ascomycota; Sordariomycetes; Diaporthales; Diaporthaceae. Bases 1 to 1494 code for a protein of 497 amino acids. The record is from RefSeq and is a predicted model, not a curated record. The transcript is spliced from 2 exons. Gene Ontology annotation, molecular function: N-acetyltransferase activity.
AUGGGGCCAAGAAUUAUCAGGCAGUGUGGUACGAUCGAGCAUUGGUCAACCUCACGGCACGCAUUCGGCGUCUACACAGGAAUUGCAAAUUCUUGUCAAUACGUUAUUGACGAUGACCGCCUACAAGGCCGCCCAGUGCAAGCCGUCGUGGAAGAGGCAUUGGCGCGCCUAAUCCUCCGCCUAGGCGGACUGAGGGUCGGAAUCAUCAAGGAAAACACUAAUCAGGCUAGCUUCGUCAAUAUAGCCUCUAUGGACCUCAGGGAUUUUAUCGAAUGGAAGACGGUGACAGCAUCUAGCCAGGCACAGGACGAUGCACACCUCCUGGAGGUGAUAAAGACCAGGUUGGAGCAGCUGUGGCCUGACCCAACGAACCGCCCACCAUGGAAGCUUUUGGUCGUCCAGAAUAAUGCCUCGUCUCCAGGGCAGGUGGUCCUCGACAUGGUCUUUGCAACCCAUCACGCCCUCGCUGACGGGAAGAGCACGAAGAUUUUCCACACUGAAUUGCUCGAUGAACUCAACAGCUCCUCCUCUCCGCCAGCAGAGCUGAGGAGCCACAUCCUUAGUAUCGACCGGGCCCCAAUCAUCGCGCCACCUCAGCAGGAGCUCAUCCAGUUCAAAAUCAGUUGGCUUUUCUUCUUGAAGACUCUAUGGGACGAAUUUGGUCCUUCUUGGCUCAAACCAAGACCCCCAAUCGAGCCAUGGACAGGGAAGAUUAUCACCCUGGAGCCCCACAGGCUUAAUCUUCGUCUCGUGACCAUCAAGCCCGAGGUCGUCACAAGUCUUGUCGCCGCUUGCAGAGCUCAUGGCGCCACACUCACCGCGAUCUUCCACGUCCUUGUCCUAGCUUCUGUUGCCAAACAUCUGCCUUCUGAAACAGCGCAGACCUUCUCGAGCAGUACACCCAUCAGCUUACUCCCAUGGGCGAAGUUGCCACCUGGUGUUGACAUGGACCUGGGAAAAGAAUUCUCGGUGCUCACAACCAGCGCCAGUAAGAAUUGGGAUGCAGAGACGGUCGCGGAGCUGCGACGCAGGCUUGGUACAAGGGAUGAGAGCCUUGAGGAAGGCCUCAUCUGGCCUUUGGCAGCAAUUUGGCGAGCCGAGAUAAAGAAUAAGAUCGCCUCGCUCCCAAAUGACGAUGCCUGCGGGCUGAUGGGCUAUGUGACAGAUUGGCAGAAGAGAUGGGAACAGACAAUGGGCAAGCAGCGCGCCGCCACCUGGGAGCUGUCUAACAUCGGCCUGUUCAAAGGCGUUGGCCACGAGGGCCCAGGGGCCUGGACUAUCCAACGCUCGUUCUUCACCCAACCUGCCUUGAUCGUUGGUCCAGCGUUCGGGGUCAACAUCACGGGUGUGGACGGGAGUGAGGUUAAUUUGACAUUCAAUUGGCAAAACGGUGUCAUUGAAAAUGCAAUUGUCGACGGCGUAGUGGAGGAUCUGUCCGCCUGGUUGGAGGAGUUCAGGGUCAACGGACGAUUUGGUAUGGUCGAAAGCAAGUGA